Cheilinus undulatus (humphead wrasse) is the source of this 3441-nucleotide messenger RNA. RefSeq names its product myoD family inhibitor domain-containing protein-like. The transcript has 4 exons. The coding region runs from base 156 to 821 and encodes 221 amino acids. NCBI's taxonomy places the organism in Eukaryota, Metazoa, Chordata, Actinopteri, Labriformes, Labridae. The record is from RefSeq and is a predicted model, not a curated record.
GUCCAGCUCACAGUCUCCUGAGCAGUGACUCAGGCCGGCAUGUUGGGUGUUGUUGGAGGUUUCCUGACCUCUGUGUGUGAAGGGAGCGGGAGGAUGGACGAUGUGAACGGUUGAAAAAGUGAAACAGAGGUCCUGAGCAGUCAUGAGUCUGAAACAUGUUACCAGGAGAUCAUUUAUCUGUGGAUGAGACGGAGGGACAGAGCAACCCGACUAAAGGCAGUGCGUCCUUAAAAUCCAAACAGGAAGUCCAUCCAGCACGUGACCCUGUUAGCAGAGGAAAUACCAUCCCCGCUGACCUCAUCAGCACUCAGCCUCUACCUGCUGCAGCUCCACCAUCAGAGGCCUCACAGGAGGCGGCAGAAAGUAAGAAGCCCACCUGCCUUCGAUGUGGCCUCACGGUCUCAGACCACAGACCGUCCCCUGUCCUCCCUGCAGUGAGUCGUCUGCAGGGGUCCAGCCUGUCGGUGCACAGCAGCAGCAGCAGCAGGAAGAGCAAGAGGAGCAGGAGCAGUGUGGCUGGAUCACAACAACAUGCUGCCACACCUGCUGACUCCUGUUUACACCUGCUGCUGGCGUGUCUCUUCUGUCAGUGCUCCGUGCUGCUCCUGGGUGUGUUGGAGGCCUGCUCCUCCUGCCUCAGCGGCCUCUGCUCCUCCUGCUGCAACGCCUGCAGCCGCUGCUGUUCGGCCAUCCAGGAGACGCCGGUGGAGGAGUUCAACUGCAACGCACACUGCCACUCGGUGAUGUUCGAGUCCUGUUUUGAGCCCACUGAGUGUCUGGAGUUUUGUUUGGAGUGCUGUGAGAUCUGCCAUCGAAGCUGAGGACUCAAUAAGACAAGAUGAGACUGACAACAGAGUGACAAGCAAUGAACAUUUUAUGAACAAGACUUUAACUACAUUCAUGGCUUAAGAUCGACUUCUCCGGGCCCUGAGAGUUGUCUGGAGCUGCAAAGUAUUUCACCAUGAUUUUCUUUAAAUUAUUCUUAUAGCAAAUCCUGCCUUAAUAGUUCUCUUUAAUGGACCCAGUGGACCUGGUACCUCCAGGUACUAACUAUCAGGUGUCUGAUUGUCACCUGUUAUGUUCAGCGAUGAGUCCAGAUGAUGAGUCCACUGGUCAAAGUGUAGGGAAGACAUGGAGAAUUCUAUGCUGAUUGCUGCACUGACGUUGCAGCAUCUUUUGGUGGAGGCAUCACUUAGAAUAUGGGCUCGCCAUCAUUGGAGGAAAUCUUAAUGCAGGGGUGAGAUUCUUUAACCAGUGGAAAUCCCAUACCUUCACAGUCUGGGACCAAGAUGACAACGCUCACCCCAACAGAGCAGGGUUUAUCAGAGACUACCUCCCCUUUGGGAUCAGCUUUGGCGUGCUGUUUGUGCCAGAGUGACCAACGCAAGCACGUUGGCUGAUUUUGACUAACUCUGGUUGAAGAAUAGGAUGCCAUCCCACAGCAGUGUGUGACCAGGCUGGUGACCAGUAUGAGGAGGAGGUGCCAGGCUGUUGUGGCUGUUCAUGGUUCUUCCAGAUGAUACCGAGGUUCCUAUUUGGUAAAUGAAUAAUUGUUAUAUUUCCAGUUUGUCCUGAUUUUUCAGACCUCAAUCACAACACCAAACAAGAGCCAGUGGCACAAUCAGCUGUUUGGCAUUGGUAGAAAGGAUUUAGCAAAUUUUUCAUAAGCACAGUCCACAUACUCAGCUCUGCUGCUCAUCCUACGAAUGCAUGUUCCUUACAAAUGUGGCACCGUUUAAAAGGGAAAUGAACAGGCUUUCCAACUCUCCAUCCAACCAUCCACCAACUUCUGCUUAUCCAGGCCGAGCAGACAUCCCUCUCCCCUGCGACACUUUCCACCUCCUUCUGGGGGAUCACGAUGUAUUCCCAGACUAGACAGUAUCCCUCCAGUGCAUUUUGGGUCAUUUCUGAGGUCUCCUCCAGUUGGAUGUGUCUCCAAAGGGAGGUGCCCAGGAGGCAUCCUGAUCUGAUGCCCAAACAACCUCAGCUGGCAAAAGAGCAUUUGCUCUACUCCUGGUUCCCUCCAGAUGCCUGAACUCCUCACCCUCUCUCUAAGGCUGAGCCCAGACACCCUCCAGAGAAAACCCAUUUCAGUCGCUUGUAUCUGCAAUCUCAUUCUUUUGGUCAUUACCCAGAGUUCAUGGCCAUAGGUGAGGGUUGGGAGGUAGAUUGACCGGUAGAUCAAAAGCUUACACAUAGGCCGGCACAACACCCACAGUAAGCACCCUUUUACCCUCACAAGCAAACAAACCCUGAGUUACUUGAACUCCUUCACCUGAGGCAGAGACUCAGGCCUUUGUGGCCCCUUUCCACCGGCCCGUCUUAGCCCUACUCUACUCGACUUGACUCAACUCUACUCGGUUUGUGUUGCGUUUCCACGGGCGCGGUACCUCGUACCAGACACAAUUUUUUAGUACCUGCUCUGCUCUGGUUCCAAGCGAGCUGAGCCGAUACUAAAAGGUAAUGUCGAUCAACUACCGGCCAAUGAUUGGUCAGAAAAUGUCGUCACCAAAGAGUCAUGAGCACAACAACAGGUACGAGUAGAGUAGAGCCGAGUCGAGUCGAGUAGGGCUGGAGCUGUGUAGUGGAAAAGCGCCAUUAGAUGACCAGACACAUCAAUAUGUGGGACUUCAGUGUCUUGAUCACACUGCUGUUUGUUUUCAUUAAAAUGCACAUAAAGAUGCUGCUUGUGUGUAAGUAAACGGUGCAUUCAGCAAAGAAAUAGCUUCUUUUUGUACAUUACGUCGCAUUUAAAAACUUUGACCCAACAAGACCCUGAAUGAGGGAGGUCUACCUCUUUCUUCAGUCUUGUUCGGGUUCUCAUGUUGUAAGAUUGCUGGUUUGACUUCUCCCUGUGCGGCUCUUUGCAGCUGAGGAACAGGGCGACAGAAAACUUGUCAGCUCUCUCUUGAAUCCCUUUUCAUAUUUGUCAUAUAAAGCACUUAGAACAUGAAAGGAUGCUUAUUGUCUCCACAUCUUGGAAGAUCGGAGCGGGCUCCUUUAAAGUCGUCCUAUGAGAUGACAGCGUAGAGGCAGAGUAAACAGCCAAAAAUAAAACAAAGCGCUGAUAAAGACAAUGCUGUCAAUCUGUCCGGGUGUGCCAAGAGGCUCAUUUAAAUCACAUUAGAGCGAGGAAAUCGAAUGUAAGUAUCUCCUUUGCCCACAACACUUUUGGAUUCUGCCAGUGACAAGAAACAGCGCUGACGUCUAAUUUAGAGCACGGCGAGUGUACAGCAACAAAUAAACACUCAGGUUUGUUCCACUUGUCCCCCUCAAUUUGUUGUAGCCUCUACCCAUGGCUGAUGUCUCCCUCCACAACAAACAGCUGCUUCUGUCACAGAGAAGUCACGGCUGACACACAUGGCAGCCACACGAUAAUCUAAUGUUGGAAGGAUGUAUGUAUUUGAUUUGAUUUCACAAUAAAAAAAUAAUUUAAAUGAU